GGAGCUUUUACAAUGAAGGAUGUUACUGCAGCAGAGAGUGCCGAAUAGAGGGACCACGACAGAGUUGCGAGUGACCUUUUACAUUGUCUUUCAACGUUAAGCAACAGUGUACUUUAUUCUUCGUUCUAUUGUUUCAUCACGCUGUUCCUUGUAUUCUUUUGCAUCACAAUGUGAUAGAAAGAAAAUGGGUCAAUCAGAUGGUCCUCCAGGAGGGGUCCAAGUGCAGCAACGUGGCAUCGGCGCAGCCGAACUACAGGCUGCUAGGACGACUUGGUAUGAAGGUGAGAAUUAAGGCCUCGCUUAAUCCAUCUUUUGCCGCAUGUGUAAGCUGUUUUCAAGAAGAAAAACGGAAGCAGAUACGGGAAAAGAUGGAUUUGUAGUGAGCUCUAAGAGAGCGACUACUUUGACGAAAGAGAUGCAGCUGCCGCACUCUUCGACAACGUAGUUGCCGCAUUGCAGCAACUGCCUCUGGAUCAAACUGGCCAGUUGACGCAAUUUAAAGACGAUGGUUCUUUCGUCUCCCCGGGUGAGUUUCCGGCGCACGCGGUGUCGUGGUGGGUGGGUGGAGAUUACGGCUAUUUUGUGACAGUGAUUUUUUCUAAGUGUUGUACUAUGGCCUUGAUGACCCUACUGUUCAGCGAUUGUUUAGGGUUCGCCUCCAGUCGUGGUUGAUGAUAACACAAACUAACAGUUUUCAUGAUUUUGUGGGCAUUUCUAGCAGAAGCAGAUAAGCAUUACCAAAAAAUUGCCUUUACGUACUCUAGUCUAAGUCAAACCAGAAGACUUGAUGUCCGUUUUGGAGGGUGGUGUGAGUGCGGCAGAAUUGGACCAAUUUACCCAAGGUCCUGAAGGUUGGACACGUCUUUCUAGAUGGGAUUUUCAGCUAAACGGUGGUGCUGGUGGCUUCCUAGAUAUGGAAGUAGUUCCUGGACUGGGCCAGAGAGUCAUUGGAAGCAAAGUAGCGAAUGCAGGUCGCAUAGAUGGUCGUACAGUCAGGAUGCAGGCGAAUCUACUAACAACAAACGAUAAUGCACCGAGUUAAGCAGGCUGUGUUGUGCUUCUACUGUGCGUGAUGACAAAAGAAGUUGUAGAGUAAACAAGUGUUAGUACAGAGAUCUGGACCUUCUUUAGCCACCUGCCUCCUUGGAGUAACGCUGCUGCUCUAGUACCUCUACCUCUUGUCUAUGGCAUAAACGCUACAGAGCUACAUGAUAGAGCAUUUUCGAAGAUGUUUCAUUGAUUGCAAUGCCUUGCAUGGAUUGCCUGGUAUACGAGCCUCUAACCUUCAACUUUUUUCACGCUCCCUCCGUGGAACAGCGCUCGUUUUCCCGAGAGUUCUCAGUGGAGGAGACCAGAUUUACACCCACGCGCAGUGCAUGCAGGUGUAGGACUAGAGAGCGUCGUGUCUAAUGGCCAGAUAGUAGUAGCUGCAGGUCCACCACUCGCAUCGCAGCCACCAUUGCCACCUAAAAAUUUGGGGAAGGUGUUUCAGGGAAACUUGGCGAAUGGUUAUUUGAUCGACGCAUUGAAUGCAAUGUCUGCGAGACCGGAAUUGGUGUACAUUAUGGAGGGCUUCGAUAGUAAAAAGAAAUUGGAGUUCUUUAUAAAUCUAUUGGUGGUCUUGCAGAAGAUGAUCUGUAGUGUAGCGAGUGAAACUCUCUUUAGACAGGAAUUGGUGCUAAUCCCCACACGUUUCUUCGCGAUGACCGUGACGGAGCAGUGCUUAGUAAUGUCGCACUAGGAUUGUACCAGUUUCGUCUGUACAAACAUGCGGACUGGGUGUCAAUAGCAGUGGACGACUAUCUGCCACAGUCGAACGAUGCUGCGCCGAUGGGGUGUAGGGGUAAUUAGUUACGAGAUUAAGCAAUAUGAGAAUCGAUGACUUUUGUGUAAAGAUGUGGCAUAUCAGACACACCUUUUUUAUUCUCUCAUCAUCAGGCUAGAUAGAUUAGAUGUUUCUUCGCAACCGAAAAAACGAAUCACUGACUCCAUCUUAUUUCGCAUCAACAACAUGUCUUUUAUCACGACCGUCCACAGGAUACUAGACUAGAUUCUCACUAAACACCGUCUUCUAGUCCUCUCAUCAUCUUUAUAUCUUCAUCACGACCCUCCAGGUGAGUACUUCCCUCAUUUUGGGUGGGCUAGUCUGCUCGAAAAGGCUUACGCCAAAUUGCAUAGUAGUUGGAUGGCGACAGGUCGCGGUGGGAAUAUAGAAGAAGCACUUGAGGAUUUCACUGGUGGCAUAGGUAACAGAUUCUAUGUGAAAGAUAUCGCGCCAGACCGGUUAUACGCCUAUCUGGACUUUGCACUCCCGAGAUCAGUGCUUUUUAUGGUUGCUUUUCCUUGUUUCUGCUUUGUCUCUUGGUAAGAGAUGCUCGGAAAAUUGAAGGAUAGAAACUUUCUUCCUUGCUGUAUUGACCCUUUGAAUACAUGUUUGUAGCAACUUGCAACUAGCUAGGCGCAAAAUAACAACCCGCGUUUUAGUUAGUAUUAUAAGUAGCAUCGAAUCCGAAUCCGUCAACAAUUUCAUUGUCUUCAAAGUCACCAGUUUACAAAUCUAGCUCAAAUGGUUUACAAAUCUUCAUGGUUUACUAUCAGUGAAAAUUGAAGCAUGUUUGUCUUGUACACGAUGGAUGUCAAAUUCCACAUUCUUCCGUUGUUUUCUACUCGCAAAGAAUCCCGCGAAGUUUAGAUUCACCUGCCCUUGUCCUCUUUCAUCCUUCCAGCCAAGCUAGACGCAGAGCAGGCUGCCCGAUUGCGUCUCAAACUAGACCCAGAGUUCUCCUACACCAUCGUGCAGACCAAAUCUCUAGGACCAAGCGGUAGUGAGAAUUUCUUAAGGCUAGUUCAUCACUAUCCUAUGCAUGUCGACUAUGCUGAACCCUAAAGGUCCCCUGUAAAGUCAAGGGGAUUUUCAGGAAAGGAAAGGGAACCCACGCAGCCAGGGAUAGUAAAAAACUCCCUUCAAAUUUCGUUUGUCUCUACGUCAAUUGCCCUGACAACACCGUGUUGGCGCAGAUCACCGGGUUGCAGGACACCGAGUACCUAGCGUUGGACGGGUAUGUGUGGAUGGAGGCGUUGCUGUUUCACACGUGUUUCAAGAUUAGGGCCAAUCAAAUAUUUUUCUCAUCCUGAGUUGUUAUAGAAAUGAUUAAUGUGCAUGUAUGAGGCUGGUUCUCUGUGAAUUGGCCGCAGUGGGUCAGAAGUAAGUAUAAUUCCAAACCUAUUUUUUGGUUGUUUGAAGCUAGUUUCGUUGACCCCUCACGACCUCCUUUAAUCCUUGCAUCCACGAAUGCCGCCUCGUCAACAGUGAACUGCCCUUUGUGUGGCGACCGGCAUGGACAGGUCUAGUAGAAGCUGGUCCGGCUGCGGAGCUAACUUCUGCCGAAGUGCACAAGUUUCUGUUUCCGUCGCCGCAUAGUAUCUGUUACAUUAUGGACAGUCGUGACGAGUGUUUUCGCCUUUACCACCGCCUUCGAUACUCAAUCUCCUAUUCCAGAAUUUCGACCACGAGCUGGAGGAGAAGACUAUUACAAGAUCAGAAUACAACUGGGGAACAACUUUUAUCUUUUACUUAAUCUUCUUCUAGCAGCCCAUCAUCCUCGGAGUCGAGCCGGUGCGGGUGGGGCUCGAUGUGCACAGGAUCCAUAACCUAGAACCUAACCCACAAACAUCGUCUAAUCAAGAAAACCUGCCCAGUCCGGUGCCAGCUAUAGCAAGGCCCAGAAUGGAGGAGCAGAUAUGGUGCUUCCCAAGUGAAGUAUCAGUCGUAAACUGGCCUGUCUUCCGGAUCGAGGUUUUAGUUAAGAAGAGCCGAUCAUUAUCUCGCGUGAACUAACCUGAGUGAGAUCUCCAUCGAUCGUGAUUUCAAGAAGAAACUACGAAGGUGGAAGAAGGCAACUCCCUCAACCACGGAUAAUGAUCGCCUACUUCUAACGUGGGUGGACACGUCCCCUGCGAGCUUUACUGUAGCAUCGGACAGUCAGACAAGAGACUAGGUGGUUUCUUAGACGAUGAGGAGCCGCAUUUACCCAUCUUUUUGAAAUUUAUGUUGAGGAUAACAGGUUAACAAGGUUUUGUUGAGGAUAGAAAGCUUUGUCGUGAUCACAGUAGGUACAUUCGGUUGCUGCACAGGAGAUUGAAUCUUCUUAGUUAGUAACUGCACAGGUUUCUUCAUCUUCUAGAAUUGGUUCCCCACGCACCCCUACUUGUUGCUCCCAGCUGAACACCUUCCAGCACACAACACCUUGUUCAUUUCCCUAUUCGAGGAGAUGGGUCGUAACAAUUCCGUCUCGCGCACUGACGCAGUGGACGUUACAUUAGCCGCAGUGAGCGGCUGGGGUCAUACUAGGGACUCCACAGUGGCAGUGAAGGUGAAUCCUACGGGACAGCGGGAUCCAGAGGAAACAGCAGGCAGGAAUACAGUUCUCUAUGUCAGUGUCGCGGUUUGCGGCACUGAUGGGGCUUACGAACCAGCACAGAGACUGAUUGCUAGGUACUAAAAGUUUAUUCACUCAUCUGCUCCUUCCUUCAACUCUACUUGCAAUAAGAAACUAUUGUCGUAGAGGUUGAAUUUGAACCACCAUCGACCACGUCGAAAAACGAACCACGACCAUAGGUUUCCAAACUUUAUACAACAACUGCCAUGCGUCUAGGUCUACACGACUGUAUCUACCUACUAGAUCAUCUCCCUUCAGGUUUUAUUCUCUCGGUAGUUCUUUGCAUGUAGAGGAAAUAUCCGAGAAUGUGAAGAGACGGAGACCCCAACUCGUCGAAAUCGUAGCUGACAGGCGGUUGAGCACGAUUCCUUGGUCGUUUUCCGGAUGGACUGCGGAUAUUAGUCUUACGGGCUUAGUUUUGUCAAACAUUAAAUUUAUAAAAUCAUUUCCACAGAAGUAUAAAAGGUAGUGCUACAUUAUUUUGUUCAAGCUGACUGUGACCCUUCAAGUGACAAGAUUCCUAUGUAUACCUCCUGACCUUUUGCGCAUGCGUCAAGCUCAUUGUUGGACGCGAAGCCGAGGCAGCCUAUCCUAUCCUACCCGCUGGACGCCGAGCCUACUUAGCCAAAAUAGAAGUUCUUCUAAUCCUCCCAGACCAUUUGACGAAAUGGAAGGACAAGGUAGGCAGUUGAGGCAUCCUGCAUUCGAGUGUGAGAUGUGGCAAGAUGCAACGAUUCUCAAAAUUAUGGUCAGCUUUGAUCCAUCUUUGUUCUCAGCCUCAUCUCUUUGGUACUAGCCUUUUGUUGUGAAUACACACAAUUAGCAAUUAUACCUCGCGUUAGGCACCACAUCGUCGGCAUCAUUGUUCCUCUAACAAAAGAAAGGCUGCAGAAGAUCCAAGAUUGAAGAGGGAAAGAACUCUCUUUGGAGGCGGGAAGAAAUAACUAGGAGGUCGAUGAUCACGAAUUAGUAGGGUUCCGUUGAUACCGGACAGAUAGUGCUGAAAAGCUGACGUGAAACCAAGGGAUUUUUUUCAACCGAGCACGAUUUUUCGUGCCUACCUUUAGGCGAUCUAUUACACUCAGGGGUAAGGUGUAAAGAUUCGCAAGAUGAGGGUAAGGUGCAAAGAUUCGCAAGACGAAUGUGAAUAAGCAGAGCCCUCUGACUCUAUGCAACAGUUUCAAGCUACGAAAUUCGAAAUUCACUCAUCCAUUUUGAUACAUCUUCAAAGCAGCUCCUACUACAGAUCUAUGAUACAAUUAAAAAGUAAGAACAGCUAUGUACUUGUGAUAAUUAGAAACCAACUUCAAUAAUAUCAAAAUUAAGUCCUACGUUUGUUUGAAGAGUAUUUUUUGAGUGCGAACAACGGUCAAUUGUUUGAUGAAACAGAGUAUUUUUUGAUUGCGAAAAACGUUUAAAAAAGUCCACUUUCGAUCCAUUGAUAAGCAGUGUUUCUUAAUCGAGUACGAACAAUCAAAGUCUGUGUACAAGUGAAUAAGUACUGAAAACAAACAUCCGUCUACCUAUUCUUGAACAGGAGAACAAAUCUAAAUAUAUAAGAUAGAGAAGAAAUUCUCGUCGUCCUUAAGGAAAAUCAAUAAACAGUAUUUUUUGAGUGCGAACAACGGUUAAUUGUUUGAUGAAACAGAGUAUUGAAAACCAAGAUCCUGGUAAGAUCGGGUACUCAUGUUCUUGUUCGUGUUCCGACCCUGCCGUCAAAGCGAUGAGUAGAUCACGUUCAUAGUAUUAAUUAAGAGCCCGGCGGCAGGGUCUAUAAAAGGGCGGGUAAAAAUGCCGCACUUACUAGAUAUGUAACGGAAAACGAUGAGGAAUAAAGAGAAUUCAUCCGAUGAAACUGGAACGAGAAAAAGCGGUCCUCAAGCGCUGGCUCUAUCCGGGUAUAUUUUCGACGCUCAAUCGGUCGAUGGUGGAUUGGCAAGUGCGGGCGGCCACGCGGAAAGUAGCAAUAGUACUUAGUAGCGCAGCAAUUAUGAUCCCGUUGCGGUCACGAAUGAGACCGACCCAUCUUCACUUCCACAGGGAGUUUUCCGCGGAAGCGAAUGGUUGCGUGGUUGUGUCGUGCUCAUGCUUGAAUCCCGUAGGCCGUCUAGGCGUUUCAAUAGUAUUGAACUGCAUAUGUAAGUAUUUAUAUUUCAUGACUUUGAUUUAACACGCGAGUAAUUGAAGACUAAGGGCUGAAAAUGAAAGAAGAAGUGGAAGUAGCGUAAACACAGGAAGACAAGUUUCGCAGCAAGGUAAGAUGAAAAUGGCAGGCAGGUAAGGGCAUUGUUGGAGUUCCGUGAAUAAAAAAAGAAAGGUACAGAUAUCGAAAGCAACAAGCUCGAAAGUCUGAAAAUAUAUAAUCGCCGCCUGCCUUGAGUAACAUGCGAAGUGACGGCUCUGGGAGGAAAUUCAGAAACAACAGCAUGUCUGAGCCAGUUGGUUGCUCGAGUUUUUCGCUUACUAGUGUGGUGGUAGCUUCUUCGAAGUGGAUAGUCGAAAAAGGUUUAACAUAACUGGCGCAUCCUCUAAUGACCGGGCAGCAGAUCCGACGGCCAGGAUACCCGCACAGAACUACUUGCAGUACUCCCGGUUGAGUGAAAGAACAAGAGCGAUAGAACAAAUUCCAAAGCUUGCGUUUUUUAUUUUAAAUGCAGUGUAAAUGGCUACAUUAAGCUGCGUCCACUUGUGUGUUUCAUUGUUUGAACUUGCUUCUUAGGUUGCGUAGUAUUCGUGAAAGUCAAUCGCGUAAUAGGAUGCUUUGAGGACGAAUGCGAUUGAGUAGGUAGCUUCUCACUUACUACUCAGAGUUAUUUCUGUUUUUCGAUUAGCAGAGAGGAUGAUCUACCAGAAGGAAUAUUCUAACCUUAGCGAUGUUCGUCGAAAAUUUUAGAGAAUUAGGAAGAGCGUCGUGAGAUAGAACUAGAGCGAGGGAUCGUACUGGCCAUGAAAACCCUAGAAACUCAAGAAUGAUGUUAAUUGAAGACUGAAGAGCGUGAGGUUACUACGCAACCUAAGAAACAAGUUCUACUCGUAAACAAUGAAACACACAAGUAGCAUUUUAGGUAUUUCCUAGACAGGUCGGUCGUCGCGUGCAGCUCAAGCGCAGCUCGGUCUAGUAAGGUAAAAUCAGUUUCGGGGUUUUCAUAGUCGUGAAUGCUCACCUCCUCGAGGCGAGCAAAUUCCCAUCCCAUCCCAACACCGAUGCUUCAGGCAGUACGUUGUGUGAUCGUGAAAGUCAAUCGCGUACACUCUCUGGAUAAGAAUGUUGAUUACAACUGAAACAAGAUGCCAAAGGGAAGAGUCUAGCCGGACCGCGGUUAGGAAGGCACUCACGCUCUUCUCCCAUCUCUGGAGUCUUCAGUUGUGAGUGAUUUUGAUUUCACCUCAUUAGGUUGUACACUUUCUCGGCCUGUCUAUGACCGUCGCAGGAAAUGUUUCGUCUUGCCGGUGAUUAAACAUGAUCACUUGAGACGCCGGCGAUUAGAUCUGAUCACUGUUCAUUGAGGCGGUCCGGCUAGACUCUUCCCUUUAGAAUGAAUGAACCAAAGGGAAGAGGCUAGCCGGGCCGCCUACAGCUAGUACACAGUACCACCAGCGAUCAUCGAGUUUGGUUGUUACAGGUACAUCCGCAAAUGAGGAAGCAGUAACCUAAGCGCUAGAGACACUGAGAUGCACCGCAAAUAAGUAAGUUGCGUCCCUCUGGAAAAAAGAAGAUAAAAGGAGAGCUUAAACAAAAAAUAAGCAUCAAAAGCUUGAUCCGAUCA
Amoebophrya sp. A25 is the source of this 8206-nucleotide messenger RNA. Lineage: Eukaryota; Dinophyceae; Syndiniales; Amoebophryaceae. The record is from the annotation of a GenBank genome assembly.